GCCCCGCCCCUCCGGCUGUGGGAAACCGGGCCCCGCGGCCGGCCCGCUCCCGGGAGCCUUCGCAGGGCAAGAUGGCCGCGCCGGGAGCCACAGUGGAGGCGAGGGGCUGCUAGGGCCGCACUGCCCUGGCAUUGAACGUCUUGGCUCUUCUCGCCCUGGCCAUGGGGACCUCCCAGGAGAGCCUGUGACCUGCGGUCCCCCCGGCAUUUCGCUGUUGUGACCUGGAGCUUCCCGGAGGGCUGCAGGGGAAGCGCCUCCUGGGCGCUCUGACGGAGGCGCGAGACCAGUGAAGCCGCCUCCCCGGUCCCGGCAGCGCGACCCUGAGCGCUCCAUGCCUGCGGGCGCGGGGAGGCCCGGCCUCCCCCCGGGCCGCCGCCUCUGCUGGCUGCUCUGCGCGCUCGCCUUCCAGCUCUGCCAGGCAGAGGCCCCGGUGCGGGAGGAGAAGCUGUCAGUGAGCACCUCGAGUUUGCCGUGCUGGAUGGUGGAAGAGUUCGUGGUGGCAGAGGAGUGCACCCCGUGUUCUAAUUUCCAGGCUAAAACCACCCCUGAGUGUGGUUCCACAGGGUACGUGGAGAAAAUCACGUGCAGCUUAUCUAAGAGGAAUGGGUUCAAAAGCUGCCGCUCGGCUCUGAUGGAACAACACUUAUUCUGGAAAUUUGAAGGGGCUGUCAUGGGUGUAGCCUUGGUCUUCGCUUGCCUUGUCAUCGUUCGUCAGCGACAGCUGGACAGAAGGGCUCUGGAAAAGGUCCGGAAGCAAAUCGAAUCCAUUUAGUUACCUUCUACCCUCUUAUCUGGGCCUUAAAGACCCUCCUCCGACAGAGAAAGCAGAAUGGACUUAUUUGUGCCCCUGGUAUUUUGGGGACUGGGAGAACAAACAAACAAAAAAUCCUUCCAUCUUCCUUGUCUAGGUCAUUGAUGAGCAGAAUAAAAAGAGUAAAAUA
Molecule: messenger RNA, 941 nt
Organism: Pipistrellus kuhlii (Kuhl's pipistrelle)
Lineage: Eukaryota; Metazoa; Chordata; Mammalia; Chiroptera; Vespertilionidae
Gene: JTB
Product: jumping translocation breakpoint
Exons: 5
Coding region: 332-772 (146 amino acids)
Biological process (GO): mitotic cytokinesis
Cellular component (GO): spindle; midbody; cytoplasm
Source: RefSeq, a predicted model, not a curated record